UUAGCGGGUACAUUUUCGAUCUCGAUUCGAUAGCACAGCUAAGUGAAGGGGCAUUGUUUUGAUGAAGAAGAUCCAGUCUGAUAAAAACGAACGAGAUUAGAGGUUAUCUCGGGUUUGUUUACCCGGUUCACGAGGCGAUGAGAGCGUAACUCGACUUUUUUUCUGGCAGGUUAUUUUUUUACUUAGAAAAGUCCGAAUGCUAACUAGCCUCCAGAGCUAACGUCAGCUAACUAACUGGAGUGCUGCGAUGUCCUGCGGCGGUGCAACGUUUUCUUGUUUCGUUGUCAACUCCAGCGGCUUGUAAAGAACAGAAAGCCGGCGUUUUGAAUGGCGGUGGCUCCUGCCUCGAUGGCAGAUAAAAUCAUUGUGCUUGAUGAGGAAGACGAAGAAGAAGAGAGUCCUCAGCCCUCCUCCUCUGCCUCCAAAUCAAGCCCUGACCUUCAAGCCAAAAAUGUCUCGCCUCUUGCAACAUCUGUUUUUUUUUUUCACUUCCUUGUUGUUCUCCUUGGUUCCUUAUCUGUCAUACUUUCUACUAUAUCUCAUCCUUUUUUUCCGUUUUCUUCCCUCCAGUUUGUGGAGCACUGCAGGCCCCUCACAGAGGACUGCCCGGAGGUCUUGACCUUCCUCCAGACAAAGCACUCCAAGGCCUGCCCGGACUUCCUGUCAUCAGUGGAGUUCAGGAACACUUUGGGACGAUGUUUGACUCGCGCUCAGGCCACCCGCUCUAAAACAUUUGUCUACAUCAAUGAACUGUGUACUGUGCUCAAGCAGCAUGCCAUCAAGAAGAGGCAAACCGUCUUCAAGGUUGACCCUGGGCCUUCUACCUCAACGUCGAGUGAUCUUCAGUCUACCUCCGUCACGCUCAAAAGUACAAGAAAGAGUAAAGGUAACCUGGAGGAAGAGGAAGAAGGUGUGCAGCCGGCAGCAGAUGAAGAGCAGCCCUCCACCUCAGGACAGCAAGAGAACAGAGAGGCAGACCGAGAAGAGGAGAGAAAAGCUAGAAGAGCCUCCAGGAAGCAGAUAGCGUACCUGGAGAACCUGCUGAAGGUGUACAACGAGGAGAUCUGCCGCCUGCAGCAGGCUGAGCUGAGUCUCACUGACAUGGAAGCGGAGGACUCGUUAUUCAUCCAGGAGCACAAACUCAAACGCAAGAUGAUGAAGAUUUAUGAAAAACUGUGUGAACUAAAGGGCUGCAGCACACUAACAGGCCGAGCCAUUGAACAGAGAAUCACCUACAAAAGCACUCGUUACCCUGAGAUCAACAGGAGGAUCGAGCGUUUCAUCAACAGUCCCGAGGUACGACACAACCCUCCUGAUUACCAGGACAUCCUCCAGGAGGUGUUGCGUGCCAACGAUCGCCACAACCUCUGCUUGACCAGGAAGCAUAUAAAUCAGAUCGCCCAGGAGGCGUUCAGAGAGACCGGGAGCCGCAUACAGGACCGCCGUCACCUGGACCUCGUCUACAACUUUGGCUCUAGCCUCACCGACGCCUAUAAACCUGCCACAGACCCGGCUCUGAAGGACCCCUCACUGCUGAAGAAACUGCGGUCGAACCGAGAAGUCGCUCUAACUAGCCUGGAGGAGGUCAUCAAGAAGUACGCUGUGAAACAGGACGACACGGAGGAGAAGGAGAGGAACAAACGACUGCAGAAAGACAGGAAGGACAAAGAGCGAGUUCAUGGUUUUAUUUCUCUGGGUUCAUUUAUUCUCUGUAUGUUUGUUGAUCUCGGCUCUUUCAUUCUCCUCAGUGAUGCGGACAUCCCUCUGGAUAUGGGCGUUGUGAGCUGCAACUCUCCAGAGACCACUCGAGCAAACACGCCAACGCAGGAAGUGGUCAGCAGCUCGCAGUCGACACCGCCACCGAAGAAAAACAAGGUCAACGUGGCGACACAGUGUGACCCAGACGAGAUCAUCGUCCUGUCAGACUCAGAUUAACCUUUAACCUCAGAACUCUGACUACUCACCUGCUCUCUUUGGUCGACUUCCUGAGGUUUCACAUUCUCCUCUUCCAGCUCGUGUUCGACGCAGAGACUUCUUUUCUGCAGUUUCUGCGAACUACUUUGACAAAGUCCACGAGAGCCAUUUACAGCAGAGGAAGUCUGAGGUUUGAAGCAAAUAAAAGCCAACGCGACUGUUUUUGUAAAGAACUGGAAUGAAAUGUUUGUGAUUCAAUGUGUAUGAACGCCAGCUGAAGCAGCAGGUUCUGGGAUGCCUCUGCUGUGCACUACAGAAUAAAGUUUUCAUUUGAUCCGAGCAGGGAAACUCGAGCUGACGCUGACCUCGGCUGCUUCUUGCACUUUGGGUACGGAAACUAACCGCCACUCAUUGUGUCGCUAAAAAUAGUGAAAUACAUUCUGUUUUUUUUACUGCUCUGAAGCUGAAAAUACUUCACUGGGAUUCUUUUUACUCGACCUGAACGCUGAUUUGUGGUUGGUGUGUUUUUUAGGUAACAAUCAGUGCCUGAUUAAAAUUGAACUGAGCAGUCAGACGUGAGGCCCGGAUGUUGAAUUUCACUGGUCACGGCUGCUCUGGCAAACUUCCAGUUUGUUUACAUUUUUAUAUUUCAAAUCUGUUCUUUCUUAACAGAGCAGGCGGUGAGGUGAUGUUCUCUAUUAAAGUCUUUCUAUUGA
Neolamprologus brichardi is the source of this 2630-nucleotide messenger RNA. NCBI's taxonomy places the organism in Eukaryota, Metazoa, Chordata, Actinopteri, Cichliformes, Cichlidae. The record is from RefSeq and is a predicted model, not a curated record.